Molecule: messenger RNA, 963 nt
Organism: Dovyalis caffra
Lineage: Eukaryota; Viridiplantae; Streptophyta; Magnoliopsida; Malpighiales; Salicaceae
Source: the annotation of a GenBank genome assembly
AUGGCAAUGCCAAAGGCACCGCUGUUCUUUAUUCUAAUUUCCUUCUCUUCUCUCAUACAUCCCUCCCAAUCCAGGCUCUCCUACGACUACUACUCCAAAUCCUGUCCAAACUUCAACAAAAUCAUUCAAGAAACAGUAACCAGCAAGCAAAUCACCAGCCCUACCACCGCAUCUGGCUCUCUCCGCCUCUUCUUCCACGACUGCCUACUCAAUGGCUGCGAUGCCUCCAUCCUCAUCUCCUCCACUUCUUUCAACUCAGCCGAGCGCGAUGCUGACAUCAACCUUUCCUUACCCGGCGACGCAUUCGACCUCGUCACUCGCGCCAAGACCUCCCUCGAGCUCUCCUGCCCCAACACCGUCUCCUGCGCUGACAUCCUCGCCGCCGCCACCCGUGAUCUAGUCACCAUGGUGGGCGGCCCAUACUACAAUGUCCUUCUCGGGCGCAAAGAUUACCGCAUCAGCAAAUCUUCAUAUGUUGAAGGAAAUCUGCCAAGACCCACCAUGCCUAUGUCUGAAAUUAUCGGUAUGUUUGCUGCUAAAGGUUUCAGUGUCCAAGAAAUGGUGGCACUGAGCGGUGCUCAUACCAUUGGUUUCUCUCACUGCAAGGAGUUCAAGAGCUUUUUAUACAACGACACGCAUUAUAAUCAGAGAUUUGCCCAGGCGUUGCAAAAUGCUUGUGCGGAUUAUCCGAAGAACCCAACUCUGUCAGUGUUCAAUGAUAUAAUGACACCAAAUAAGUUUGAUAAUGUGUAUUUUGAUAAUUUGGGCAAGGGGUUGGGGCUAUUAGAGUCAGAUCAUGGGUUGUAUGGUAACCCAAAGACAAGGCCUUUCGUGGAGAUUUAUGCUAAGGAUCAGAACAAAUUCUUUCAGGAUUUUGCAAGAGCCAUGGAAAAGCUUAGUGUUUAUGGGAUCAAGACUGGAAGGAGAGGCGAGAUCAGGCGCAGGUGUGAUGCUAUUAAUUAA